GAUCCUGCCCCUGAGGGGACUGCAGCCGGAGGGAGGUUCUCCGCGGCGGACUCUGCAGAAGAAAGGACCCAGAGCGAGAGCUUUCUGACCUACGGGCUUUCAACCAGUCAGUGGGGCUUGUUUAAGGUGCCGAGUUUGCGGGCAUUCGUUAUCCACGCAUAGAAAAGGUAUCUCCAAGGGCAACUGUCUUUGCAUUGUGAGAGGCAGUGGAAACCUGUGUUUCUGUGUGUGUGUGUGUGUGUGUGUGUGUGAGCGUAUAAAUACAGCAGCAAGGCUGACCUUCCCUCGUCUCGUCUUUGUCAUUGCAGGUCGCCGAUCAGACGAGCCCAGCCCGAGCCCCUGCAUCUUGCGGCGCUGGGAUGGCCGAGGCCAGCGCGUCGCUCCCAGGCAAAGGUCGGGUCACAGGUGUGUCGGGUGAGGGAGGAGUGGUGCCCUUGGACCCCAGCCCCAGCUGCCUGGACCGAAUCCCGCGGGACCGAUUUGAGGAACUGAGGAAAGCCUGUGACGAGGAAGGCGAGCUCAGGCGUCAGGACGGCCCGCGUCCAAGGGCAGGUGAAGAGGCAGACUCCUCGUCACGUCCUCCUGCAGCCAAGAGACGGAAAGUGGCCACCAAGGGGAAGAGACCCGGGAAACGGGCAGUGGACGAAUUGGAGGCUCAGAAGAUGAGAACCCUCGUGUCUUCUAUGAGCCAGGAGCAGCUGGACCGUUACGAAGUGUAUCGCCGAUCAGCCUUCCCCAAGGCCACCAUGAAGCGUCUGAUCCAGACCGUGGCCGGCUCGACGGUGUCCCAGAACACGGUCAUUGCCAUGUCCGGAGUGGCCAAGGUCUUCGUCGGGCAGGUGGUUGAGGAGGCCCUGGACGUGUGUGAGAAGUGGGGGGAAACGCCCCCACUCCAACCCAAGCAUAUGAGGGAGGCUGUUCGGAGGUUACGCUCCAAGGGGCAAAUCCCCGGCAGCAAGCACAAGAAGAUCCUGUUCUUCUAGGCCAGAGCCAGCAAAGGCCUGUCGCUGAGGAACCAGUCCCGCUGGCAGAGCAGCCUCCUGACUCUGAGACUUUGCCCCACCCAUGCAGCUCCUGUAUCUCAGGCCACCGGGGAUUUCCCCAGGAUGGAUAAACAGAAGAAAAUUGGAGAGAGAAGAUCCACCACACCUCCAGCUGCUUCUCUGAAAAGACCAAGAACACCCAGAAGCCUCUAGAAAGCUGGAGGAAUCAUCAGAAAAGAGAGAAGACCCAGUGUACGCGUAUCAGAAACGAAACGUGAAACAUGGAACAUCACUCUGGAACCCGUGGGCAAUGGAAUUGUAAGAAAGGGAUGUUGUGAACGGUUCCGCGCCCAUCCAUCUGAUAAGCCAGAAGAAAGGAACCAAUACCUUGAGAGACACCCCCUGCCACAACACACCCACGAAGAAACAGACCUCUGCAAAGGCCUCUACCUGUCAUAGACAUUGAAUCUGUACUCAACAACCAUCCCUAUCCCAGAGUACCAGGCCCAGAGGAGUUCACUUAUGGAUUCUAGCAAACACUUAAAGCAGAAAUUAUACCGCUCCUCUACGAUCUCUUCCAGGAGGUGGGAGCUUAGGGAAUUCUUCCUAACUCAUACCAUGAGACCAGCCUUAGCUUCAUCCCGUGACCCAAGGCAUUCCCAGAGAACUAGACAUGACAAUCUCUCACACAGAGAGAUGCCAAAACCCUGAAUCACCUUUCAGCUAACCACAUCCAGCCAUGGGUAAGAAGAAGCAUAGAUGGCUGGAGUUAGUGAGACUGAUCCUAGGUAUCCAGGGAGGGCUCAGCCUUCAGACACCCUUGGAUGGGAUCCAUGACCCAUGCACAGGCCAAGGGAGAAAAAUCACAGGACCCUACCAAGAGAUAAGACAAAAGCCUCGGACAAAGUCCCACCCUCACCCACUCCUGAUCAAACUAGGAAGGCAGAGGACUGUAGCUUGAUCAGGAACCUCUUGCAAAGAGCUGCAGCUUGUCAGCACUCUUGCAAAUGGUGAGGAAGGAACUCGAAGCUCUCCCAGCAAGAUCCUGGGAAGAGGCAAGCAUCUGUCUUCUCAUCACUCGUUUCCUACCUGGGGCCGGAGGUCCUAGCUAAUGGCCGAGGUCAGGCAAAGUUUUAAAAGGCUUAGCGAUCGGGAAGAAAGCAUCAAAGCAUCUUCAUCUGUUUGCUGAUGGCCUAUCAGAAAGCAGCAGACUUAUGUACCUUCAUUCCCAUUGUACCCUGCAACCUUGCUAGGAUCAAUCACUUGUCAAUCCCAGGAGGGUUAUUUCCGCCCUGAGUUUUGGUCGAGUUUUUCUGGUUUUCCUACAUAAUGGUGUAGGAAAUCUGUUGAACCAACCCGCUUUGAUUCAUUCUUCCCAAGGCCUGUGCGUUUGAUUAGCUUGGCCUGACGUAGAGCAUCAGCUAGGACUGACGAUCUGAGAAAAGAACCCUCGUUCACUGCUGCUGAGAAUGUGAAACUGGACAGCCACUGUGAAUGGAUAGAGGGGCAUGCCCCGCGACAAAUUCAUCUCUUGAAGCCCAAACUGCCAAUGGGACUCUAUUUGGGGCUAGGGCCUUCAGCAGAGCAAAUACGGUCAAAGAAAGCACUCUGGCGAAUUAACAUAUACACACUACUAUAGAUAAAAUAGAUAACCAACAAGAACCUACUGUAUAGCAUAGGGAAGUUUACUCAACGUUUUGUAAUAACCUGUAAGGGAACACAAUCUGAAAAAAAUAUAUAUAAGUAUGUAUAACUGAUUCACUUUGCUGUACACCUGAAUCUAACACAGCAUUGUAAAUCUAUUAUACUUUUAUUUUUUAAAAAAAGAUCUCAUAACACAUUUGUAUUCCUGCCAGCGUGUUUGUCAAACCUCCAACAAAGGCAGCUCGUUAGUAGAAAUGAUCUCUUUGACCAUGUUAUAAAAUAUUUUUUCUUUCUUUUUAUUCCUAUUUCCUUAAACAUAUUUCAGUCACUGUGUAGAUUUUCUGCUUCCUUUAGUAGAUUAUGACUACCUUGAAGGAAGUAUAAGGUAUUUAUUUUAGGAUUCCCAUGGCCCUUAAGGAAAUGCCUUAAACAUAGAUACUCAUUGAAUCAAUCUCCUGUAACUUUUAAAUACUGAUUACUUCCUAUGUGGUAAUAAUUAGAUCAGAGCAGUUAUAGGGAUCUUAAUUAAUUUGGGGGUGGAGUUUUUUGUUACUUUGAAGUAGGCUAUUAAGGAUUGAUAACAAAACUUUUAACACAGUAAAAUAGAUAAAAAUAGACAUUAACAGAAAUAGCUUUAGACAUUAGUUUGUAAAUAAUAUGAAGCUCAUCCAUGAAAACUAGGUACUAUAACACUAUUGGUCAAUAAACUGACUUUAUUAUGUGAGUGAAAAUAUUUUCAAAAAGAUAAGUGAAACAUUUAGCUGAGUUUCUAUUUAAUUUUCUGCUACCAAUAUAUUGUGCAAGGCAAAAUAUCAAAUGCAAAAACAUGAUAUGGUGAACCAAAAAAAAAAAAAAAAAAAGCAAAACCUCUCUACUCUUUAUUUAUCCAUCCCAUUGCCUCUUUCCAGAAUGGUUUUCUGGCAGUUUUGAAGGUUAAGAAAAGCUACAUUGUAGGUAAUUAGCUCCUAGAUUCUGCUUUGUGGAAUCACUUUUUGGCCAAUGUUUAAUAGGUGCGGCAUUUAAAAAGUGCCUUUUAGCCAAAGAAGGUGGGAAAAUGAUGCAUACUUUAUAGUUCCUUUUGGGGGAUCACAAUAAUCGUUAGCAUAUUAAGUGAUACAGGAUGAUUUGAGGUACAAAUGAUCUGUUUAACUUUUUUAAUGCUGUUUCUUCCAUACUGAUUUGACUAUGAAGCGUGUUCUACCUCAUAUCAUCAAGCUAUUAUGUAUUAUUGUAUAUAUUUAAUCUGGAAUCAUGCAUGCAAAGACACACCCAUACAUACACACAUUGAAGAAUAGGCUUCCAGAGGUCAACUUUUUGGAUUUGCACAUUGGUACUGGCACUUGCUCUGUGACCUUGAAGAAGAUUUCUAACCUCUCAGUGAUUCAGUUUUCUUCCUUUAAAGUGAGGUUAACAGUAAUGUUGUGAAUAUUAAGUGCAUUAUUUCAUGUUAUGUGUUUAGAAAAGUACCUGCUAUAUAAUGAAUAUACAAUAAUGUCAGUUUCUAGAAUAAUUAUUAUUAUAUUAUUACAUUUGUUGAUAGCUUACUUUAAAAAAUGUGAUGUGUACAACUUUCUUUAUCUUACUUUCCUCAAUCAGUUAUCAUUUUAAAUCAAAUGAUUUACCUUAAGUCAAUGUCUUUAUAUUAUUCUAUGGUGUGAGUAUGUCAUAAAUCAUUCAGCCAUUCUCUUCCUAAUCAACUUAAAAAAAAAUUUCCAGUGUUUUACCAUUGCGAAUAAUACUAAAAUAAACAUCUUAUGUUUGUUUAUUA
Orcinus orca (killer whale) is the source of this 4395-nucleotide messenger RNA. Its product is annotated as transcription initiation factor TFIID subunit 11-like. The record is from RefSeq and is a predicted model, not a curated record. Gene Ontology annotation, cellular component: nucleus; transcription factor TFIID complex. Gene Ontology annotation, biological process: transcription initiation at RNA polymerase II promoter; RNA polymerase II preinitiation complex assembly. NCBI's taxonomy places the organism in Eukaryota, Metazoa, Chordata, Mammalia, Artiodactyla, Delphinidae. Bases 360 to 983 code for a protein of 207 amino acids. The transcript has a single exon. Gene Ontology annotation, molecular function: transcription coactivator activity; protein heterodimerization activity.